Messenger RNA from Xylaria bambusicola, 1229 nucleotides. RefSeq lists its product as uncharacterized. The transcript has 2 exons. Lineage: Eukaryota; Fungi; Ascomycota; Sordariomycetes; Xylariales; Xylariaceae. The record is from RefSeq and is a predicted model, not a curated record. Bases 277 to 1107 code for a protein of 276 amino acids.
CUCACAUUUCACAUGAAUAGACUUCUUUCGUUGCAGCAACACUCGGCAAUCGAAGUGGGGAGGGAGGUGUGUGGGAAAGGAAAGGAAAGAAUCGAAAAAAGGAAAACGGGAAAAAAAAAAGAGUAGGUUGGUUCCACAUCGUUUCUUCUAUUCCUUUUUCUUCGCUUGGAUGGAUUAUAUAUAAAUAUAUCUAUAUGUACACGAUAUAUACACAACCCAUCUAAGGCUGGGCUAAGCUUGUAAACUGUUUCUACUCCAACAUCCCAUCUGCACGCUAUGACAUCGUCGGACUAUCCCUUUCACCAUCAUCACCACCAUCACCAUGAGAACACAUCAUGCGGCAGCAGCAGGUCGCCAGAUCCGUCAGAAAUAUCAUCCCCCCAAACCUCCAUCUCGCAGUUCGAAUAUGCGAGUAUGAUUCGAUCGGCUGGCCAGAGUGACAUGGAAGCUAUCAUAGAGGUCGAGACGACUUCCUUCCCUCAGAUCUACACCGAUGUCGGCCAGCUAGCCGACUGCCGUCGACGCGAGCUCGAAGGAGGCUACCCUUAUUAUAGAAUUCUCACGACCAACCCGGAGUUGGGCGAUGAGACGGCGAUCCACGGCCUCAUAAUAUUCGAAUCCUAUCUCCGCUCUUAUAGGGAGUACCAUGAUAUCGGAACUGGGGAGGGGAUCGUACUACCAGCAAAUCGUCCGCCAGAUAAGAAGCCAGCCUACAGCAUCUUGAUGGCUGCCAUACGCGCUGAUCCUGCCUUGCUGGACGAGGAGUUUCUAUUUGUUUCAGAGAUCUGUAUUCAUCCCCACGUACGAGAAAGAGGCAAUGGGACGAGACUCAUGCGUCAUAUUGUGGAUGUGGCCGACGUGCUCGCCGUAAACAUCAUCGUCCUUGUCGAAGGUUCAGUUUCGGAUGCUGCUCAACGGUGGACAGCAGAUGAAGCCGAGGAGAUCAACGCCGUUGAGUUGACUGCGUUAAGGGAAAGGGAGCAGAGGACAACCAUGCCGUUCUAUGACAGGUUAGGAUUUAAGAAGAGAGCGUAUUUCUUCUGGGGUCGCCGAGGUUGUGCCAUACCUAGGAUUUUUUACGUGAUGCAAUACCCGGCGUACAGGUAACAGAACGGAGGGAUAGUGAUACUCGGAUAACCAUACUAGAUAUAGAAAAGGACGCUCAAGCAUCAGCAAGAUAAAUCGAAUGGUACGCUUUUGGUUGACAGCUUUCUUCGAGUCUUAGUAUG